AUGGAUGUGUCCACUGCAAAGAAAAUCAGCAGCUUGUGGAGUUCAUUCAAGGGAUGGUCACGGAACAGAUCCGACGACCGCAGCCCAAUCCUUACCUCAGCCCCUCUAGAAGGAGAAAGCUACACAAUGGAAGAUGUCUUCCGGGUCGCAGAGGAACUGCAGUCCAUGGAUCCUCCUGGCUCUAGUCCCUGCCCUGAGACGGGCAUCCAGGAACCGAUAAUCCCUGUGAGACGAAGACGUCGCGGGUCCUUCAUUGAGAUUGAGAGGAGGAUAACGUUGCUGUGGAGUGACGUAUGGGUGGAGACAAAGGUGAAGAGGAGGGGGAAGAUUUGCGAGACGAUAUGCGGGAGGCGGGAGGAGCAACCCAAGGUGAUACUGAGAGGAGUGAGUGGUUUUGCAAGGCCAGGGAAUCUAAUUGCUGUUAUGGGAGCAAGUGGUGCUGGCAAAUCAACCUUGAUGAAUGUCCUGACCCAGCACAAUCUUGGCAGCCUGGAGGUCAGGGGUCAGGUGUCAGUGACGGACUCCAUUGAAAUACUGCCCUGUGUUGGUGAGGUAUCAACAUACAUCCAGCAGGAGGAUGUGUUUGUUGGGUCUCUCACUGUCAGAGAGCACCUCUUACUGCAGGCAAAACUGAGGAUGUCGAGGGAAAUCAGUUUGGAAAGGAAGAUGGAGCGUGUUGAAGAUAUCCUUGAGCAGCUUUCAUUGGUGAAAUGUGCAGAUGCGCGGAUAGGAAAUCCAACAACUUCAGAUGGAAUAUCAGCAGGGGAGAGGAAGCGUCUGUCAUUUGCAUCAGAGCUUCUGACAAACCCUCCACUCCUAUUCUGCGACGAACCUACAUCUGGUCUAGAUUCCUACAUGUCCCAGAUACUAAUCAGUAUGCUACGUCAGCUUGCCCUAGAGGGCCACACUAUUCUGUGCUCAAUUCAUCAACCAUCAUCUGAUGUGUACUCAAUGUUUGACCGCUUGAUCCUGAUGGCUGAUGGGCGAUGUGCUUACCAAGGAGAUAUAGACAAGGCGGUAGAGUACUUUGCUAGACUUGGCUACCAGUCCCCUGAUGAUUACUGCCCGGCUGAUUUCUUCAUUGAUACGCUCUCCAUCAGACCUGGUGAUGAAGAAAACUGUAAUAGGAAAGUUGAUGUUCUCUGUGAUGCAUUUUCCUGUAGUGCCGAAGCCAGAGUCAUCCAAGCCACUAUAGAAGAGGAAUACUUUCAAGCCAGAACGGAAUAUGAAUCCAGUGAUGAUAUCCCAUCAAGAACUAGGUCCUCCAAAGCCUCUUACUGGCAGCAGUUCUCUCUUCUUCUCUGGCGAUGUGCCAUAGAUGUCUUCCGUGAACCAUCACUGCUAAAGUCUUAUCUGGUAACAUCCAUUGGUCUUGGAGUCUUCUUAGGCCUUCUGUACUUGAAUCAACCUUACAAUCAGUCCUCAAUCCAGAACAUCAACGGAUUUCUCUUCCUGCUCGUUGUGCAGAUUAGUACCACCACGCCGGCCAGAGUUGCUGCCGUCAUACCCAAUGAGCUUCCACUCAUUGUCAGGGAACACCGCGGUGGAACGUACUCAUCAGCUUGCUACUUCUUGGCAAGGGUUUUCAUUGAGGUAGUCACUCAUGUUUCACAGAGCCUAAUCACAAUUGGAAUCGCAUACUAUAUGAUUGGGCUGAACAGGAAUAUUUUUUGCUUCCUUGUUGCCGUGGGAACCACUGCCUUGAUGACAAUCACAGCUGUCAGCUUUGGUGUGUUUCUUUCAGUGGCCAGCCCAACCUCCGAGAUUGCUCUCAAUCUGAUGAUUCCAAUCUUCUUCCUCUUUACAUUGUUCGGAGGCUUCUACAUGAAUCCACUAACCACACCAGUCUAUUUCAUCUGGGUCCGGUUUGUGAGUUGGUACCCGGCUGUUUUUGAGAUUCUGCAGGUGAACCAAUGGGCUACCAUCGAAAAUUUAGAUUGUGAGCUAAACAGCACCCUUCCCUGCCUUGAAAAUGGAGAGCAGGUUUUGGACAAAUAUGGCUAUGAUCAGGAUAACUUUGUCCUGGAUGUGUUGUUGGUGGUUCUGAUGACCUUGGGGUACCUGAUGCUGGGUGGCAUUGUGAUCAGGAUGCGGUUGAGAGGGGAGAGGUGAAAAUGACAAAAGCAGAAGUUUGGUGGGAAUACGUGCAGACAAUAUUGCCAUUAAGACCAUAUCAACAAGGCAGAAAUGUUUCCCUUUGUGAUUGUUGUUUUUAUAUUCGGCAUUUUAAAGUGCAGUUGUUCCUGAUCAGAUUCAAUUUAUGAAUGAAUAACUUGGAACUGGCAAAUUAUCUGUAGUACAGCAGUCGAAUACCUUUCAAUGAAGCGGAAUCUUUUUUUUUAAAGAUAGCGAGCGAAUUCUACUUGGAUGGGAACAGCCGGUCAGUAAAUUAUUUAUUUCUGGUGACUUCAGUUGGUAAAAAUAAAAUUAAAAAAAAUGCUUUAGUGUUAAGUAUAAUUGGACCUUUUUUUCGGAAUUAAGCAUCCUGAAGACAUUUUCUCGGCUAAAAAUAGUUGGCAAUUUUGUUUCGUUUUAAUUUCGAAGAAAAUCGGAUUUUACGGUGACUGUUUCCUCAGAUAUGCAGUAUCCAUAUCCGAAUGGACCCUUCAUUGAUGCAAAACAAAAUAAUUUAAAACUAUACAAGCGUGAAAAAGGAUGUGUUUACAGGAUAUUAUACAGUUUCCAAACCAAGGCCAGAAUAAAACCAGGACAAAAUGUGCUCCAACUUCCGGUUAAGGCCAAUGACAUGUUGCUCAUCGUGAAAAUGUUACUAUUCUUAGUUCCCUUUAUGUUCAAGUUUGAUUUUUCAAAUACGAAUCAUGUCCUCCAUUGAAUUUCGCCACAGGGCAAAUGUCUUUCAUGCAUCUUUUUUUUAAAGUUUGUAUGUUAUUUUGCUGAACUUUUGUUGUUGUUUUCGCAAUUUGUUAAGCAAAGUUUUAACAAUUCCUUCUUUUUUUUUGAAAGCGGGGUUAACUUGUUUGCUGCAGUUUCUGCUAAAGCAUAGAUUUAUUUGUAAAGAAAAAAUAAAGAAACCAAAAGUGUUGUUUUUAUUUUUAUUUAGAAUUAGGUCUCAGAUUUUGAGGGUCCACUUUGUGCUAAUGUGUUUUAGAAAUGACGCGAUCGGAGAAAGUCUAAUCCUCAAGUCACGCGAGAUGUGUCACGACGUGGGUGACGCAAGACGUUGUGUGACGUAAGAAAACGAUUCGGUGUCUCAACAGAUAUCUGGGAAGAAGCAUACAAACAACCGCAGGGAAAAAUAUGUUUCCGGAUGAGAUUUCUAGAUCUCUUACCCCGAUAAGAUAGUGAGUCAGACAGAAGCCUAAAUCCUGGCAAAACACCGUACCAUUUAUUAGUCUUGCCUCUGGUAGAGUCAACAAGUGAGAAAACACGAGGCAAUUAACAAGAAGGGAGAGGACAUGUUUUUAUUACGGGCACUGGAGCUGCUUCUGUACUCCGACAAAAAUAGUUAUUCCCCUUAAUCGCGGAAGAAGUAGUUAAUGAUACAUCUUGUGCCAUUUCAAUCAGACUAAGAUAUUUGUGUUUACCAUGAUCUUCCGAGGGGUGUUGGCAUGGAUUACGGAAGUGAAAAUGAAACAAACAACGUUGAGAGUUCGAGCGAUCUGUACUUGUUGUUGAACUCAUUUCGUUCAGUGAAGUUUUUUUAGUCAAAUAUUGUUUUGGAAAUAAAGUUAUGUUGAUAUAUAUAUUCAAAAUAGGAUCAGUAAAGUUAAAUUUAUUUAAAAUAAAUCAUUUGAAUUCGUGGGAUGCAGAACUUUAGAUAAAUAUAAAGGAAACAAUUGAUGAUUGCUUGUUGUACUAUGUCAAGUUAGCUAGUGUCCGUGUAGGCGUAUAUGACUGCCGAGGAAAUGCAAUUAUUCACUGUCACGCAUUUGUCACUGUAUUAAUAGCACAAUCAUCUCGCGUGUUGUAAGGCGUUAGGAUAUUCGUCUUUUCAUCUUUAAGGCGCGAAGAUACGUCUCCUUGCUCUUCGAUUUGAAAGUUCAGAUGUCAUGACAGACCGUUCAUCGAACGCUAUCAGAAAUAAAUAUUUCAUAGAACGGAAUUACAAAUACAUAUUUAAUAACGGAGUUAAUCAGAAAAUAUCCAAACAAGCGCCUGUAUGACAAAUUUAUUUUGAUUUGGUAUGAGAAUUUUUGAGUUAUGAAAGAUGCCUUGUUGCCCGUUUCUAUUGCAUAUUUUGCCGGAUUGGUAAACUUUAGCAGUGUCAGUGAGUUAUAACAUUUACUUUAUAAAGUAAAGUUUGUUUGUUUAUUAAAGUGGAAUUAAUUUAUUAUUGAGAAUUAAAAUGUUAUGACCGGAUUGAGGGCCGGAGAAAACAUC
Molecule: messenger RNA, 4341 nt
Organism: Patiria miniata (bat star)
Lineage: Eukaryota; Metazoa; Echinodermata; Asteroidea; Valvatida; Asterinidae
Product: protein white-like
Exons: 19
Coding region: 1-2112 (703 amino acids)
Cellular component (GO): plasma membrane
Molecular function (GO): ATP hydrolysis activity; ABC-type transporter activity; ATP binding
Source: RefSeq, a predicted model, not a curated record